AUGGAUUUGAAUAAAAAUGGUGUGGUCGGUUCGGGUAGUGGAUAUUGUGGUAGUUGCCAAUCACAUGGAAACAAAGGUGGAAGUUCAGUCAAUAAAUUUGAAAAUGUGGCGCACAUGGAUCUCAACCGUGACGGAUAUAUCGGUAAUAAACCUGCUCAUUCUUCAAAUUAUCAUCAACAAGGAGGCCUAGGAUAUUAUACUCCAUAUAAUGUACCGGGUACUUUAGCACCGCAAUACCAUCAGACCAGUCGUGGAGAAGGCUUGGUUAAUCGACUCGAAAAAGGCGUACACAAGGACCUCAAUCAUGACGGACGUAUCGGUAAUAAACCUACUUAA
Messenger RNA from Rotaria sordida, 336 nucleotides. The record is from the annotation of a GenBank genome assembly. NCBI's taxonomy places the organism in Eukaryota, Metazoa, Rotifera, Eurotatoria, Philodinida, Philodinidae.